Messenger RNA from Aspergillus terreus NIH2624, 642 nucleotides. RefSeq names its product flavin-linked sulfhydryl oxidase. NCBI's taxonomy places the organism in Eukaryota, Fungi, Ascomycota, Eurotiomycetes, Eurotiales, Aspergillaceae. The transcript is spliced from 2 exons. The coding region runs from base 1 to 642 and encodes 213 amino acids. Gene Ontology annotation, cellular component: mitochondrion. The record is from RefSeq and is a predicted model, not a curated record. Gene Ontology annotation, molecular function: flavin adenine dinucleotide binding; flavin-dependent sulfhydryl oxidase activity.
AUGUCCGAAACAGAACCACAGCCCAAGUCCCAGAAACACCUCUUCAUCCACCAGAUGUCUGCCGCGGCGAGCUCCUCCUCGGACUCCAAGACGGACGAGUCGGGUAUGACGAAACUCCCCAACGGCGUCGUGCUCGACAAAGACGGCAAACCAUGCCGCCUCUGCACCUCCGCCGCAUCCUGGCGCGCCCUGACAAAGCAAGCCAAAGCGCAAGGCGCCGCCAACACGCCAUCCACUUCGACCACAACGACAACACACGCCAUGCCAUCGACCCCCGCCACCGUCCCAGAUGAAUGUCCGCCCGACGUCGAGGUCCUCGGCCGCUCCACCUGGACCCUCCUCCACUCCAUGACAGCUGCAUACCCCGAAAAGGCCACGCAGGAGCAACAGAGCGAGAUGCGCGCGUUCCUGAGGCUCUUCUCCCGGCUGUAUCCGUGUGGGUGGUGCGCGGAGGAUUUCCGGAAGUGGAUGGCGGAUCCCAGUGGGCGCAACGAGCCGCGACUCGGCGGACGGGCGGACUUUGGAACGUGGAUGUGUGAGGCGCAUAAUGAGGUCAAUCGGAAACUCGGCAAGAAGGAGUUUGAUUGUCGGUUCUGGGAAGAACGGUGGCGGACUGGGUGGAAGGAUGGGCGGUGCGACUGA